Messenger RNA from Biomphalaria glabrata, 1749 nucleotides. RefSeq lists its product as uncharacterized. NCBI's taxonomy places the organism in Eukaryota, Metazoa, Mollusca, Gastropoda, Planorbidae. The record is from RefSeq and is a predicted model, not a curated record. Bases 323 to 1066 code for a protein of 247 amino acids. The transcript has 9 exons.
AUUGGCUUACUUUUGUUCUCUCAAAUGAUGUCAUAUGCUUGAAGGUUCAUUUAGAUCAGAAUGGAAAAAAAAACAAAAAAACAAAUUUUCUUGUGAAACGUAAUGAAUUUAUAUUAUCUACAUCUAGAUCUUGCACAUUAUGAUGCGAGUUUUCAUUUAAGAAUCUAAAUUAAAACGAUUCUUGAAAUUUUCACCGGAAAUAAUUAAUCAGACACGUUUUGUUUGUUGUUUUUUUAAGCCUUGCGCCAAACUAAUUGAAAAUGAAACUCUGUAAGAUAAGAACCCGCUCCAGAUCUCUGGGAAGCAUCCAACUAUUUGAAAGAUGCCACAUCAAACUCUACACACAAAUAUAAUGCUGUGGAUUUAUUUAUCUAUCCAACGUAAUUGUUCAGCUUUAGGUACUCCCAAUGAUGAUCUCAUUAUUCAGGGAAACCAGCUGAACAUCACCAACUGCAUCGCGUAUUUCAGUGCCAACACAAGUUAUUCCUUGACUUUCUGCACUUACAAGCUGAGCGAGUCAAGGAUAGACAUCGUGCCACAAAAAGAUGAAGAGUCUCAGACGAAAAGUUCUAGCUUAUGCCUAGCUGCACGUCUGUACCUCAGAAGUGGAAGCAAUGUCUUACAAUUCCGCUAUGAAGGCAGCUGCGACCAGAGUCAGAGUCACAAUUGCAACCAAUCGUCUGGCGAAGUGGAAUGUACCAACUGUUCAGACAAACAGCAAUCUAUCGUCACGACCAAAACUCACCAGCUUGACUCUUACAGUUUUGUCAAGCUUCAUGUUAAGUACCUCAACGCCACCUUGUGUCCAGUCUGUGAUCCGCCUACAAGAGCACGUAAAUGGCUUACGGUGGAUAUACUGGUAUUUCUGUCGCUAUUUUUCAUGUGUAUUAUACUUGGUUAUACAUAUAAACAAGGCUGGUUUUGCUUUAAAAAAGAAGCAUUAGCCGUCGAGUCCUACAGUUCAGCGUCAAUGACUUUAGCAACGACAGCCACUACAGCGACGUCAUCCUACCAAACUAGCGCUGAUUCAGCCAACACAUCGCAUUCUACAAGUGAGACUUCCUAAACACACAGCCAGCCCCCACCCCCCACUUUGUUGUCAUGGUCUACCAUAGCUGUGAGGAUUGUUAUUUGAAAAUAAAGCCAUUUAAAAUUUCAUUGCUACAUUCCCAUGUGCACAUGCAGUAGGCUCUAUGUCGAUUCUAAAGAAUAAAAUGGCAUUUACUUAAAACCUUUUAAUACAUUCAACCAAGAAAGUUUGAGUCUCUUUUUCAUUAUUUGCUAACUUUAUCCUGUCCACUUAUGAAACAUAGAAUGAUGAUAUGCCAUUUCCUCCGAGCAGCAAUAGUCUCAAAUGACUGCCAGUGUGAAAGAGGCCGUUGCCCCUUACCACUCAUGCGCUAAAUGCAGCACUGUAAUAUGUACAGAGUGAGUAGUUGCCAGUUAGGAUUUACAUCUAAAUUCAACGUAGACUGAAGUAUUCCCUCCUCCCUUUUUUGUGACCCAGUUUAAGAACAGGCCCACGAGAUAACACGUUUGAAGCUACCAGUGGGCCUUAUAUGAAUAGUUUUGUGACACCUGUAGAAGUAAUGGCUAGGUAUAGGUUCUACUACACAUGAUGUACUUUCUUUGAAUUAGACAAUAACCCAUUUCAGUGAGCAUGGAGAGAGAGAGUCCAAUGGGAUAUUUGUUGACUGUACUCUUAUAUCGAUGUGUAAUCAUUGAAAAUAAAUGUAUUUAUAUAAACUA